AGCCAAUACACUGAAAAUGCUUGCGAUUAAUUGGCAUGUUUUGAAAGGACUGAUAUUGUUUGUUCCCUUUGACAGUCCUGGCCGAGAUGGUCACGUUACAUUGCAUUCUUUUCCCGAACAUAUAAAAUAGUGGCCCUGGCUGAAACGCCAUGAACGACUCCAUAGAGGUGGGACUCGACAGGUAAAGCAAGAAGCGCAAACAUGAACGAGAGUGUUUAGCAAACACGGAACAAAAGUGUUCAGCGAACAUAGAGCUCGACCAUCUACCACCUACUCCUUCCAUCGGAUCGAGUUUGGGCCUCGCCGUCGAAGCGAUUAGAAAAGCGCAUACAGACACCGAUGCACGUCACAGCCUUUUUUGGAAUACUCUGGAUAGGCGCGAUCCCAAGACCAAACCCCUAUCCAAUAGUCCACGCGCAGCCAUCGUUUGCGCCAGAUUCAACAGGUGCGGUUCGAUCUGGAAAGUUUCUAUAGGAAUGUAGUCAAAGGCGGCUCACCUUCAUAAGGCACCUUGAAACACCCGGCGAGCACACUCUGUACCAAUGAAAUAUCACGUACAUGCAUGUUACUGGUUUGAAACUCACCGUUUACAACGCAAAGAGUCCACCCAUGGUCAAAGAUCCAGCCGCCAAGGCAUCAUGGCUUUCACGGAUUCACCACGCACGCUUCAAGCCUGUUACAACACAAAGAAUUCACGUAGCUUUAGUUUGAAACGCACCUGCUUAAGACUCCACGCGUGGGAACGCAAUGCCCUGACACGCAAUUCCAUCUUGACCUACAAGAUUCACCAACUACACCACGUCGCUUGUAUUGGUAUGCUAGAGCCCGCACGUCAGUUUCUCACCUUAUAUAUGGAAACUUGGGGAAAACGGGCCAAAAAUGCGAUGCUGGUUGCUGCUGAUCGGUCUCGUUCCUGUCGGAAAGGAUGAAUACCGACAUCAAUACAUUGGGUGAGUAUUGAGUAUCGUUCUGCCCCAACUGCCCAAGGGCAGAAACGUACACAGAUUGCAAACUGAAAGAGGUCGGAGGGGGAGGAAAGCAGGGCGGCCUUAAAUAGACCAGCAAGGAACAGGAUCACGUCCAUGGAGUUGUGGCGCUACAAUUACAUUCGCCGAAAGAAGGUCGUUUCCAUGCCGAGGUCAAAGGAGUAAGAAGGGUCCUUGGCGUUCGCGUGUCAAUGCGGAUACCAGCGCGGAUAUGCGCAGCACAUUUCACAUGUAAAUGAAUUCCCACUCAAACAAAGGAGGAAGCGCAGUACACGGAUAUCUCUGUAAUCUCAUCAAUUAUUAUCUUAUUUAAACUAUGCACAAUCAACAGAAAAAUGACAGAAAAAAGUUACAAC
Molecule: messenger RNA, 1342 nt
Organism: Spizellomyces punctatus DAOM BR117
Lineage: Eukaryota; Fungi; Chytridiomycota; Chytridiomycetes; Spizellomycetales; Spizellomycetaceae
Exons: 1
Coding region: 543-929 (128 amino acids)
Source: RefSeq, a predicted model, not a curated record